GCAGAUAAGUCAAUGAAAAUCAGUUUGAUUUUUCAUUGACGAUGUUCGUCAAAUUUGCUAUUAUCAGACAAUUGAUCGAAAGAAUGCAUCUGAUAUUUUGUUUCUCACUCUGAAUGCUUUGAAACCAAUAGGGAGAUAUUCCGAUGAUUAGACAAAUUCUCUUUUACCUAUGCCUCUGCUGUGUAUUCGCAUCUCUAUCUUAUGCCCUUGAUACCCCUAAAAUCUUUACAAAAGAUAAUGUGCUCGCUGCGGGGUGUUAUAAUGACGGAUUUAGCAGUAGUGAUAUGACCCUGAUUAUACAACUCACUGUCGGAAAGGAUGUUAUUUUUGACGAGGGCGUUGAGGUGAAAUAUCAUGUUCCUGACGAAGACGUUGAUGGUUGGACUGAACUCGAAUUUGACGAUACGAACUGGAAAAAGGACAUCACCAGCAUUGGUUAUGGUGAUGGUGAUGACAAUACCGAAAUCAAAUCAGAAACGGAGAGAGGGUGGGCAUCAGAUCCGUACCGUCCCAUCUAUCACAUGUCCUCUCUCUACGGCAUGGGGGAUGCGAACGGUCUUUGCGAAUGGCAGGGUAGGUAUCAUCUGUUUUAUCAAUUCGGUCCGCCGGGUGCCAAUCGGGUGCACUGGGGACACUGCUAUAGCGAGGACUUGGUGCACUGGCACGAUCUGCCGCCGGCGUUGUAUCCAGAUACCGAACUGCACUGCUUUAGCGGUCAGUGCUCUGUGGAAGAUGAACGGGUUAUCGCUCUCUACCACGGCAAAAUGUCGGGGAAUAGCAUCGCCACUGCCAGCGAUCCACUCCUACUCAACUGGAAAAAGCAUCCGAAUAAUCCGGUCAUUCCGAAUGUCGAGACUAACCAAUACGAGCAGCCCUACAACGUCUUCGAUCCGUGCAUCUGGAAAGAAGAGGACGGGUAUUAUUCGAUCUCAGGGACAUCGGCUAACGGUUGGAUUCGCGAACGGCGCAGAUCUGCUUCACACCUCUUCUAUUCACAAGACCUAACCCACUGGGAAUAUCUCCAUCCGUUGCUGAUUGACGAUGUCUUCUGCGACUUGGGUGAAGAUGGUGCGGUGCCAAAUUUCCUGCCUAUCGGAAACGGUAAGCACAUCCUGCUCCUCUUCAGUCAUAAGCGUUCGGCGCGCUACUACAUUGGUGAAUACGACUAUGGGACACACAGGUUUACACCUGAAUACCACGGUAGAAUCAACCACGGCACCUUCGGUGGUGGGAUGGUCUCCUGUCCUUCUGCGACAAUAGAUUCCCGCGGUCGCCUCAUCGCCAUUUUAAAUUGCGCCGAUGGAAGGCAGAGUGAAGAAGCCGCGUCGGGGUUGUGCAUGACGCUUCCGUGGCAUCUCACGCUGAAAGAGGACAACGCGCUGGCGAUGGAGCCGGUAGAAGAGGUGAAAAAUUUACGCGCUACGCACACUCGCCUCACGGAUAUUGCGGUGUCGGCAAAUAAAGAACGUGUCCUUGACAACGUAGCCGGCAAAGCGAUUGAAAUAGACAUGACCGUAGAGAUCGGGACAGCACGGGAAUUCGGGUUGUAUGUAUUCCGUUCACCAGAUGGCGAUGAACGGACAAAAAUCUCUAUCUACAACCACAGACACGGCAAGACCAACGAUAGUUUGCAGAUCGACACAUCCUAUUCCUCCCUCCGUACAGAUCUUGUCGGUAAACCCCCAGAAAAUGCACCGUUCCGUCUGAGCAGUGACGGCAAGGUCCGUCUUCGCAUCUUCCUCGACCGGAGUCUUAUCGAAGUCUUUGCUGACAACGGGGAAUGUCUGCCAGAAUGGGCAUUUCCGAGAAAUGGCAUCGACAAACUAUUUCCACUGUUUUCGCGGCAGUGUGCCGUUGCCCGCGUCUAUCCGCUACGAGAAGAGAGCAACGGGAUUUCACUUUUCGCAAUCGGUGGCGAGGCGAAGGUCGUGUCGAUGGAUGUGUGGCAGAUGCGCUCCAUCUGGCAGGAGUUGAAGUAUCGGGAAGGGGAGUAG
Messenger RNA from Geodia barretti, 1994 nucleotides. The record is from the annotation of a GenBank genome assembly. Lineage: Eukaryota; Metazoa; Porifera; Demospongiae; Tetractinellida; Geodiidae.